AUGGCUUCCAUUUCACUUCCUCCGCAGUCCCAGGCGGGCUUCCCGUCACAUUUCGAUGCCUCGAAUCAGUCCGACGCCAGCUCCGAUCGCCGACCAUUGCCUAAUCCACCAUUUGUCUUUCCAGCACGGGAUCCUGACGCCCCCAACACCCAAUUGGAGACCCCUGAGCGCCGGGAGCGGGCCGCAUUGCCUGCAUUCUCUUUUAAUCCCGGAUCAGAACAGCAGUCCUCACACCUCUCCGCGCCAUCCUCGUCAAAUCCUCGCGCGGGCGGACACCGUCGGCGACCAAGCGAGUUUGUUGGGACCGACCAUUUGGUAACACCGGAAACAGUUGGACCAGGUCACAAACGGGCGUCUUCUAUGGCAGAUCAACCUAUUCCUCCUCCAGGGCCUGGUGUUGGUAGGGUUCCUGGACGACGGAACCAUGCCCAUCGUCGUUCGGCUGCGAUAUCUAAUGUCGACUUGAAUGCCAUCACCAAGGCGCUUGGUCCUAAUUCUGCGGCUGGGAGUUCGCCUUGUACACCCGCCGAUCCUAGCCACAAACCUGCGUCCGAUCUUCCUUCGCGACCGCUCUCUCAAUCCGCUACUAGCCUCGGGCGCCCCACGCCCCCUGCGUCUCCUCGAUUCCCUCCCGUGCCUCCCAUUCCGGCUGCUAUUCAAGUGGAAAUGGCCUUGGACAACGAGGCAUCCAAUUCCGAACGACCAGUCCCUGCUGUUUCGCAUGGUAUCUCGGAUAGUAUGGCCACAAUCAAGUUGCAGCAACAGGCGGAGAAGCCUACUUUCUCAGACCGGAUAACGCCAAGAUCUAACUACAGCCCAAAACCUCGGCCAAAAACUGCCGAUGCCUCUUUGGUUAUGGAUUUUAUGCAGAUGGGUGAUGACUCAGGAUCCUCUAUCAAACGUUCGCACUCAGCCGCUGGGCACUCGCGCUCUCGAAAGAGCAAAUCAACACCGCAUCUCGAUUCUACUCUCUCGCCCGAUGAUAUCCAGUCGACAGAUAACUGCCGGCCUUCAUUUUCGGACGAUGGUUCUGAUACAUCUGGCGAUGAAGCGACAGAGAAGUCGUCUAACAAAUCCCCUAUCAAGUCGAAAAAGAAGAAGCAGAAACGUGUUCGCUCUUGGGCCGGUCACAUUCUAACUCGAACCAAGAGUAAGGGUAAGGGUAAGCGCCAUCUGAAGGCUGACACAGAGGAGCAGCCGCCUGUACCUCGCGUUCCUGCACCUCGUCCCCCUGCUCUUACUCGGACCAACUCGGGGACCGGAUCUGUUUUGGAUGUUGAUUUUGAUAAUGACGAUGUCGUUGUCAUCCGGACUCCGACCAAUCCGACAAUGCCUUCUUCUGCCCUUGAGCCCAUUCAAAAUAAUUGUCAAACCGAUGGUGGUUCUUUGUCUGCACAAUCUCUAGAGACCUCGUGGAAACCGAGAAGUUUCUAUGAACAGGAUGUCGGCCCGCACGACAAUGUACUGAGUAGCCCUAUCAUCGACCUCGAUGCGGCGCUUGGUCCCUUCAACACUCCGGAUAUGCGACCCGUGACGCAGGGUGCGCACAACAACAACUUUUCGGUUGCAACUCAGCGGAUGUACAGCGGCGGAAGACGGGGUGAAUUUGUUGGUCCAGAGAUGCGGUACCAUCGGCGCACCGAAAGCGCUCCAGCGAUGCAACCAUUCGACCGGACUGCUCUAGGCGCAUUCCGUUUGGGUCCAGCCUCGGCCGUCGAAGCGCCCGAUGUGUUUGACGAGGAGGAAGAGGAUGCUUUCUUGGCUGCUUCCCAGUCACCCAAAGGCGAGCGGCUUCCGGUAAACCCGCCACCGAUCGACAACGCAGUUUUCUCGUCCUCGGAGGACGAUCAGAAAUCUGUCCACAGUACCAAUACCUCUGGCUCUAGUGAUACUCUGACCCGUGCCCCUGCCGGCAGCAUCUCCUCUCAGAAUGCUGGCUUGGGUAUUCGACAAGGCGAUAAGCGUCUGGGCCAGGAACAGCCGGAGGAUAGAAAUGCCCUUGAGCAGGUACAUAAUGCCAGCAAUCCCUUCACCAGCAACCCUCGAACCCCCGUGGAGAUCUUGAAAACGGAAGAACCUGCACAUAAAGUGAUUGGGCCCCCCAGUCCCGACAUCUCUCCUCGAUUCUUAGCUGUCGACAAGCGACCAGCGACCUCACCCAUUGAGCUGCUGCCUAGCAUUCCACCAUUCGCGUUACAACCAGGAGUUUCGCCGUCGGACUCAUCUUUCCCGUCUCCGGAUGCUCCGCGGUCAAUUGCGGCAUCCUCGAUGACAGACCGGAACUUUUCCAGUCACUCGUAUCAUCACCUUCCUUCGGCGGAACAUCCUUACGCAUCGGUUGAAGAUGUUCCAUCUUUGACCAGCAGUGCGUCGACUAUGACCAACACUCUGAAUCGUUUUUCGGCGGCUUCUUUCUUUCCUCGUGGACGCCUUUCUACCGACCGCGCGGCGUCCUUCUCGGCUGCUGGUACCAGACGUACCAGCCAGGCUAACGCCUCCAAACGCUCUAGUCUUGCUAGCCUUUCCAAGCUAGUCGGUGGUCCCCAUUCUGAGCGGAGCAAGCUCAACCAGGAGGAGAAACCCCCUAGCAACGCAUCCGACAAGACGAAGAAGAAGGGCCACCGUCUUAGCCGAAUGAUGCACUUCUGGAAACCUAAGGACAAAGAAAAGUCAUCCAAUGAGGCCGCACCAGCAAAUGAACGGCCACAGUCAUAG
Messenger RNA from Penicillium egyptiacum, 2715 nucleotides. The record is from the annotation of a GenBank genome assembly. Lineage: Eukaryota; Fungi; Ascomycota; Eurotiomycetes; Eurotiales; Aspergillaceae.